Molecule: messenger RNA, 4753 nt
Organism: Dromaius novaehollandiae (emu)
Lineage: Eukaryota; Metazoa; Chordata; Aves; Casuariiformes; Dromaiidae
Gene: NEURL1
Product: neuralized E3 ubiquitin protein ligase 1
Exons: 6
Coding region: 227-1945 (572 amino acids)
Biological process (GO): negative regulation of Notch signaling pathway
Cellular component (GO): postsynaptic density; plasma membrane
Molecular function (GO): ubiquitin protein ligase activity
Source: RefSeq, a predicted model, not a curated record
CGCCGCGCCCUUCCCCGCCCGCCGCGCCGCGCCGAGCCGCGGAGGCAGCGCGGGCCAUGGGGGCCGCCCCGCGGCGCGGCGCAGCGGCGUCUCGGCGCCCCAGCGAGUGCGGGAGCCGCCGGGGGCGGCGCUGAGCCCCCCGCCCGCCCCCCCCCGUCCGCGCCGCCGCAGCCCCCGGCGGGGAGAGCUCGGCUCGGCUCGGCUCGGUCCCGCCGCGGAUGCCGCCAUGGGGAGCAGCUUCUCCAGCAUCCCCGCGCUGCCCCGCGGCGGCCAGGGCCGCCUGCACCGCGCCCGCCACCACCACCUCAAAGAUUCUAUAGGUGGCUCGUUUCCAGCUUCCUCUCACCGAUGCCACCACAAGCAGAAGCACUGUCUCCCUAUCCCACAGUGUGGAGCUCUGUCCAUCAGCCCUCUGCUUUUCCAUCCCCACACAAAGGGAUCCCAGAUCAUCAUGGACACGACACAGAAAGCAGUGAAGCGCCAGGCUAGCUUCUGCAAUGCCAUUACCUUCAGCAACAGGCCUAUCGUUAUUUAUGAACAAGUCAGGCUUAAGAUCACUAAAAAGCAGUGUUGCUGGAGUGGAGCUCUCCGACUUGGGUUUACUUCCAAGGAUCCAUCCAGGAUUAACCCUGACACCCUGCCGAAGUACGCGUGCCCCGACUUGGUUUCCCAAAGCGGUUUCUGGGCCAAGGCUCUGCCAGAAGAGUUUGCGAAUGAGGGAAACAUCAUAGCAUUCUGGGUGGACAAGAAGGGACGGGUUUUCUAUCGGGUGAACGACUCUGCUGCAAUGCUGUUCUUCAGCGGGGUGAGGACCACAGAACCGCUCUGGGCUUUGAUUGAUGUCUACGGACUCACCCGCGGCGUGCAGCUCUUAGACAGCGAAAUCAUUCCUCCCGACUGCCUGCGGCCCCGGUCCUUCACUGCCAUCCGCCGGCCCUCACUGCGGCGGGAGACGGAGGACACGCGCCUCUCCGUCAGCCUCUGUGACCUCAACCUCCAGGAGGAGACCUUCCACGUGAUGGCCACCACGUGCCCCAUCCCGCAGAACUCCCUCAACUCCCAGCACUCCCACCUCCUCCCCUCCCAGCUCGAGAGCGACCUCCGCUUCCACCAGCUCAGGGGAGCCCACAUUAAAAUCCUGGAUGACCAAACUGUGGCCCGGCUGGAGCACGCCCGGGAGGAGAGGACUUUGGUUUUCACCAGCAGACCCCUUAGGAUCAACGAAACAAUUUUUGUCAAAAUUAACAAGUCCAACGCCGCGCGCACCGGGACGCUGUCCUACGGGGUGACGUCCUGCGACCCCAGCACCCUGCGGCCCAGCGACCUUCCUUAUAACCCCGAGUCUUUGGUCGACAGGAAGGAGUUCUGGGCUGUCUGCCGAGUCCUGGUGCCCCUCCAGAGCGGAGACAUCUUGGGAUUUAUGGUGAAUUCGGAUGGCGAGCUGCACUUGAGUCACAACGGUGCCAGCACCGGCAUGCAGGUCUGCGUGGACUGUUCCCAGCCCCUCUGGAUGUUCUUUGGUUUACACGGCGCAGUCAUGCAGAUUCGCGUGCUAGGUUCCACCAUAUUAGCUGAGCGGCUGGGGCUGUCCACACCAAGCUCACCCACAUCAGCACCAAAUUCGCCCACCGUCCUCUGCAGUGGCGUCUCUGACCCCAUAUUGUCUACAUGUGGCUCUGGCCCACUCUGCAGCUCCAUCAGUGGCACAGCGCCCAACUCUCCAGUCAGCUUGCCUGAGUCACCCAUCUCCCCGUCCGUCUCAGGGCCCUGGGGAGAUGAGUGCACCAUCUGCUACGAGAACAUGGUAGACACGGUCAUUUACUCCUGUGGACACAUGUGUCUCUGCUACUCAUGUGGUCUGAAGCUCAAGAAGAUGGCCAAUGCUUGCUGCCCCAUUUGCAGACGGGCCAUUAAAGACAUUAUCAAAACAUACCGCAGCACUUAGAGCAACAGCAGAUGCUGCUGUGGGACCGGGGAGGCGGCAACAAGGCUGUGGAAUAACACAGGUCCUGGUCUCUAUUCAUCACCUGGGCGAUUUGACAGCCACCACCACCUACCGCCCGAUCCCCUCUUCCACGGACAACAGACGAGACCAGCUUAGCAGCUGCUUUUCUGCCCUCAGAGCAAGCCCUGGGGCUGAAUGCCAUGCCCGUGCAUCAGGGACGUCAUCAUGGACUGCUCUCCCCCUUGGAUUUUAAACUUUAUCUCAAAAAAAAAAAAAAAAAGAAAAAACCAGCUGGAGCAAUCGUCCCUUUUCUACGCCAUGCACAGAGGCAGGGAGGCUUCAGUGCCUAGCAGGGACACUAAGUGUGAAACGGUUCGAUGCGGCACGUCUGCUGCUGAACAGCCGCGGUGUGCAGUGGCCGGCUUAGCAGAAGAGGAGAACCAAGCAACACGUUUCCGCGUGCAACUCACCCGACCGUAGGAAGUCCUAUCUGACCAUAGGCCAGAGUGGGGCGCGCUUUGAACCAGGGAGAAAAGCACAGCAAAGGUGUUCAAAGCCAAAGGCCCAGGGGGUGUGGGGGGAGAGGUGCAGACGAAAACCUAGAAAUCAAGCUGCCCACAUUCCACCCCCCCCCCCCCCCCCCCCGCCACGUUCAUGGGGCAGCAAGCAGCCCCUGGUGAUGGCCCACAGGCUGCACCCCCCCACCCCCCCAGCCCGGCCCACUGCAUGACUAGCAACCCCUCUCCUCACCCCACCUCCCCAGAUUUCCUAUUGCUUGUCCCCAGCGGUCUCCAUGCAGCACAAGGCAUUCAGCAGUGUUUCUGCUCGCCUGGGCCUGUGGGAGAGGGAGCUGCAGCUCCCUCCCCCAAACCAUCCACUUCUGAGGGAGACCAAAAAAACAAAAAGGAAAAGAAAAAAACAAAAAAGCCCCACGGGGGAAGAAUGUAUAAACGCACAUGUCUGCAGGUCUCAUUUACUGGUAACUUUAUCACUGUGCUUUAAAAACGAAAAUAGCCAGGUGGUACUAAGCCCUUCACAGCCAGCCUGCUGGCAGGACAUGGCUGUCCUGCCACGUUACAAAGGGAAAGAAAAGGAGGAAGAAAAAAAAUUAUGUAGCUUGAGGAGUUUCGUUUGCUUUGGUUUAUUUAAAUAGCUGCCCCCACCACCACCACCCCACCCCCCAGCCCCAGCUGGGCUCCCCACUGCUGCCAUGCCGGGGCGCUCGGGCCUGCAAUGGCGGCCCCAUGGUUGUUGUGGUAACCGCCGCCUUGCCAGCUCUGCUCGGGCCAGGCCGCAGGGCUGCUGGGCCUCCGGGGUGUCUCCGGCCGGCUCCCCUCCGGCCCCGGGCAGCCACCCACUGCCUCCAGAGGCAGGGCAGGAGGACAAGGCGGCACCACAGGCCCAGGGUGUCGAGGGCUGCGGCACAGCAGCAGUGUCAGUUGCUGCCAUUUUGCGUGUGGUGGCCAAGAAGUGAGGCCGGGGCCGGGCGCCCGGUGGUACCGCUCGCGCUGGGCCUCCUCCUGCACUUCACCCCCCUCUCCUGGGGGCCGCGGCGGCGGAACGGGUGUGAGCCCAUGUUGCUGCCAGUGGCGCAGCGGUGCCCGCGCGGCAGGGCCAGCCCCUGGUGCAAGGCUGAGCCCUGCUCCCUGCAGCAGAGCUGGAAACACCACCCUCCCCAGCCCCGCAAGGCGGGGGGAGAGGAAAAGAAGAUGCUAAAAAUGCUACUAGCUGGAGGAGGCACUGCAGAGCCUUUCUCCGGCGGUGCUAUCCUCGCUCAGUCCCCUGCGUCUGUGGUUAUUCCCCACCCGCCAUGGGGAAUACUUAACUUGAAAGUUGAUAUUCUGGUUACAGGGAUUUUGUGUGUGUUGUUUUUGUUUUUGUUUUUGUUUUUUUCUUUUGCAUACCUCUCAAGCACACGCUUACAGCCAGGGCCUGAGCUCAGCACACCGGGCUGGCACGCAGCAGCCUGUCGAAAGCCCUGGACCUUCCCAGCGGACCCAGGAUGCCUCCUCAGCACGCGGGGCAGGAGUCUGGCCACCAAGCUUAGCGCAAGCCUAGAGCAGGCACUGCACCCGUGCCAGGUGCACAGCCGAGCUGGUCGGGCACAAAACCAGCCUCCAGCUCACCCAAGGACAGGUAGCAGUGAGGAGCCUGUAUCAGUAGCUAUUAAAACUCCAGUGCAAAGACUUGGGACCUGAGAAACCCAAGGGGUAGAAACAUGAAAUAGAGGAUGUGGGAAAAUGUGCAAUAAGCAGCCUCCCGAGCCUUCAUCAAGCCAACAGGAUCGGUUUCCUUCUGUGCAGGGCAAGCCAAUGGGUACAUUUUAUUUCUCAAGAAACUCCAUCCAUGGGUACCAGUGCAGUGGUGUGAAUUCCCUUUUCACCUUUUGAAUCCAGAAUGUUCUAAUAUAUAACUGUGUUUGUUUUACUGUGGACCAAACUUAGUUAGCAGCAGCUGAAACCUCCCCCAGCAUCCAAGCUCAAGAAUUGGGGUUCAGUCCUACUCCUGGCCUCCACUGGCCAGCAUCAGCCCCCAAAGCACAGCUGGCCUCAGGGUGCGAGCAGACAGGAGAGGAGCAAGGCUCUCUCCAGGGAGAAAAACAGCAAAAGCAGUAACAAGGACGACGAAAAUCCUAACAUUAUGUUUUGUUUGACUCGUGUAGGUUUCCCAAGUACCUUCGUGUUCUUGUGUCAUUUGCAUUUCAUUGCUUUACUUUAAGAUGUUUUGUGUUCUGUUUAAAGAGAAGAAUAACUCAUUGUGAAAAAUUGGAUAACUGUGAUUGUGAAUAAAGUUGAUUUAGGUAUCCCA